This is a messenger RNA of Symbiodinium pilosum, 1424 nucleotides long. The record is from the annotation of a GenBank genome assembly. NCBI's taxonomy places the organism in Eukaryota, Dinophyceae, Suessiales, Symbiodiniaceae.
GCUUCUUUUUUGCAAUGGCCAAGGCGAUCCUUGAAGCGCUAAAGGCCACGGGUGCCAGCGAAGUCUCCGCGGCGAUUGAGGCAGUCUCGGCAGGCCUCUUCAAGAUCAAGGCACUGAAGGGCCGUGAGAUCCUGGACUCUCGCGGCAAUCCGACUGUGGAGGUCGACCUCACCACUGAGGGUGGAGUUACAGUUACUGCAGCGGUGCCAAGCGGCGCCUCGACUGGCGUGCACGAGGCUUGUGAGCUUCGGGAUGGCGACAAGUCACGCUACCUGGGCAAAGGCGUGCUCAAAGCUGUGGAGUCGGUGAAUACCGUUCUCAGCACCGAGCUUAAGGGCUUCGACGUGUCGAAGCAAAAGGAGCUGGACGACAAGAUGAUUGCCCUCGAUGGUACCCCGAACAAGAGCAAGCUGGGUGCCAACGCCAUCCUGGGUGUGUCCAUGGCGGCAGCAAAGGCAGCAGCGGCAGCCAAAGGCAUCCCCCUCUACCAGCAUUUUGCUGAGCUGGCCGGAAAUGGUUCCAAGCUGACUCUUCCUGUGCCGUGCUUCAACGUGAUCAACGGUGGCUCCCAUGCAGGAAACAAGCUGGCCUUCCAGGAGUACUUCAUCAUCCCGGUCGGUGCAUCUUCCUUCAAGGAUGCCAUGCGUAUCGGGUCCGAGUGCUACCACACCUUGAAGGGCAUCAUCAAGAAGAAGUUUGGUGGCGAUGCAACCCUUAUCGGAGAUGAGGGCGGCUUUGCACCCCCUUGCGACGCCAAGCAGGGUGUGGAGCUGAUCAUGGAAGCCAUUGAGAAGGCAGGCUACAAGGACAAGUGCAAGAUUGGUAUGGACGUGGCGGCAUCGGAGUUCAAGGUGGAAGGUGCCGACUGCUACGACCUCGGAACUUGGUAUGCCGAGGCGGAGAAGACCCCAGAGUUGAAGAUGACGGGAGCCCAGCUGGCAGACUUCUACGCCGACCUUUGCAAGAACUAUCCGCUGAUCACCAUCGAGGACCCGUUCGAUCAGGACGACUGGGCUGCAUGGACGGCCUUUACUGAAAAAGUGGGUGGACCAACCCAGGUUGUCGGAGAUGACUUGACCGUUACCAACGUCACACGAGUCAAGAAGGCAAUCGACGACAAGGCCUGCAAUGCUUUGCUGCUGAAGGUGAACCAGAUUGGAACUGUGUCCGAGUCCAUUGAUGCCGUGAAGCUUUGCAAGGUCAACGGGUGGGGCGUGAUGUGCUCGCAUCGCUCCGGUGAGACUGAGGACACCACGAUCGCUGACUUGGCAGUGGGUCUGUGCACUGGUCAGAUCAAGACUGGCGCACCUUGCCGUUCUGACCGCAAUGCCAAAUACAACCAGUUGAUGCGCAUCGAAGAGGAGCUGGGCGACAAGUGCGCCUAUGCUGGCGACAGCUGGCGCAAGCCCGUAUGGAUGGCUUGA